CUUAUCUACUCCGUGCGACGUCCAGCCAUUUGUCUAGAACCAUACCCUGCAGCCCCUACCUCCCCCUUCUCCGUCCACUGUCUCAUCAACUCCGACCAAGAGCUCUGCUUGCCUCAACGAUGAAGAAACAAUUGCUUGAUUACUCACUGGUCUCAUCAGGGUUUCUCAUGAUGGUGGUUUAUCACAUAUGGCUCCUCCAUCGCAUCAUAAAGCACCCCACAAAGACCGUCCUUGGCGUCAACGCCAUCAACAGGCUCCUAUGGGUCCGAACUAUGAUGGAUAACAUGUCCAAGAACGGUAUUCUUGCGGUACAAACACUCAGAAACAACAUAAUGGCGUCCACACUGUUGGCAUCCAUGGCGAUCAUGCUGAGUUCCGUCAUCGCGGUGUUGAUGAGCAACAGGAAUGCCCGACCGUCCAAGUUCGUUUAUGGAGACGAAAGCGAUCUUGGGUUCUCGAUCAAACUCUUCUCUAUCUUGAUCUGCUUCUUGAUGGCUUUCCUAUUUAAUGUGCAGUCAAUUCGGUAUUACAGCCACGCAAGCAUCCUAAUCAACGUGCCGGUGAAGAAUAUGUCGUCGUCGUCGUCAUCCCAUCUAACAGUGGAGUAUGUAGGGAGGACUGUGAACAGGGGCAGCCAUUUCUGGUCUCUGGGUUUGCGUGCUUUCUACUUCUCUUUCCCUCUGUUCUUCUGGAUCUUUGGUCCAAUACCCAUGUUUCUUUGUUGCCUCGUUCUGGUUUUCAUGCUUUACUUCCUCGACGUCACUUUUGAAUUUGGUCAGGCAAUAGGAGCUGUUGAUGAAGACAAGGACGAGGAGCAGGAAGUAAACUAGCUUGCUAGCUUACUAUGAUGUGGCAACUUCAUUAAUGGGCACAUUACACUUAGCUAGCUAGAGUCUAGAGCUGGAGAUUAGAGAACAAUUCAAAUUCAACAGAAGUUGAAUUCAAUUGUUCUAGUCUAAUAAUGUCUAAACCAACGUAGGAAGUUCGUAAUAAGACAAUAGUUUAGCAUGUCAGGUUUUAUCCCUUCUACUUGUUGCUCAUUUCAUUCUCUCAGCUCUGCUAUUCUAAUUUCUAAGCCUCUUCUUCUUCUUCUUCUUCUAAUGUUGGAUGCUUCUGGUCUGUAUUAAUUCCGUUACUCCUAAUAUUAAAGGGGGCGGAUCUCCAUA
Messenger RNA from Nelumbo nucifera (sacred lotus), 1166 nucleotides. RefSeq lists its product as uncharacterized. NCBI's taxonomy places the organism in Eukaryota, Viridiplantae, Streptophyta, Magnoliopsida, Proteales, Nelumbonaceae. The record is from RefSeq and is a predicted model, not a curated record.